UGCCAUUUCACUGCCCAAUCACUCAAAAGAUGCCUCCAAAUAACGAACUUCUCUCUUUUCUUUAGUAGAUUCUGUAAACACUCGCCAAUGGUACUCUCUGCAAUGAGUUAAAAAGAAUUGUAUCAAAAUCUUAUAUAUAUAUAUAUACGUAACUUAGACAAGUUUGAGGAGUAAAGUGGAACAAAAGAAAAGAAAGAGUAGAAAAGGAAAGCUUGUUCUAUUUACUGUUGCAAUUGCCCUCUUUCCUUGCAAUGUCAGGUUUUUAGUUUUAUUAUCAUAGCUUUAGUAGUUCACAGCCACGCAGUGAUGACUCUUGACACUUGUGAACUGUGAGUGAAUAGCUGCAUGCGCGCGCGCGCGCACACACACAUAUAUAUAUAUAUAUAUAUAUAUAUUUUGCUCCGCUAGGUUCACAGUCUGAAACCUCUGAAAGUGGGGAGUCCAAAGUGGCAAUGGAACCUGUUCUUGCUCCACAAUAGGCCAAGUAAACCAAAACCAGGAAUUCUCUUUUCUUUGUUUUUCUUUUCUCUCUUUCUGCUUUCAUUUCACAGCUAGAUAGAGGAAGGGAAGGGAAGAAUCAAGAAUGGGAACGAGCUCAGUUUCCAAGUUGUUGAGUUUGGUAUGCUUGGUCAUGUGUUUAGGUUCUCAGCUGGUUCAGUCUAGUGUGACCUACGAUAGCAAGGCAAUUGUGAUUAAUGACCAAAGGAGAAUCCUCUUCUCUGGUUCCAUUCAUUAUCCCAGAAGCACCCCUGAUAUGUGGGAAGAUCUGAUAAAUAAGGCGAAAGAUGGGGGAGUGGAUGUGAUUGAGACCUAUGUCUUCUGGAAUGUGCAUGAGCCUACUCAGGGAAAUUACAAUUUUGAAGGGAGAUAUGAUCUGGUGAGAUUCAUAAAGACAAUACAGAAAGCAGGCCUCUAUGCUCAUCUUCGCAUCGGACCUUACGUUUGUGCAGAGUGGAAUUUUGGAGGCUUUCCUGUUUGGUUAAAGUAUGUCCCAGGCAUCAGCUUUAGAACAGACAAUGAGCCUUUCAAGAGGGCAAUGAAAGUGUUCACUGAGAAGAUUGUGGGGUUGAUGAAGAGUGAAAACUUGUUCGAGUCUCAGGGUGGCCCCAUUAUACUCUCUCAGAUCGAGAAUGAGUAUGGGUCACAAAGUAAGUUACUUGGUGCUACUGGUUAUAAUUACAUGACUUGGGCAGCAAAUAUGGCUAUUCAAACAGGAACGGGGGUCCCCUGGGUGAUGUGCAAGGAAGAAGAUGCCCCAGAUCCAGUUAUAAACACAUGCAAUGGAUUUUACUGUGAUUCAUUCUCCCCCAACAAACCAUACAAGCCUACAAUUUGGACUGAAGCUUGGAGCGGAUGGUUCACGGAAUUUGGUGGUCCAAUUCACCAGCGUCCAGUUCAGGAUUUGGCAUUUGCAGUUGCUCGAUUCAUACAGAAAGGAGGAUCCUUUGUUAAUUACUACAUGUACCAUGGCGGAACCAACUUUGGUCGCAGUGCUGGAGGUCCUUUCAUUACUACCAGUUAUGACUAUGAUGCUCCAAUAGAUGAAUAUGGUUUGAUCAGGCAACCAAAGUAUGGUCAUUUAAAGGAGCUCCAUAGGUCUAUUAAGAUGUGUGAGCGAGCUUUAGUGUCAACUGAUCCUAUUGUGACGGAAUUAGGGACCUAUCAACAGGCGCAUGUGUACUCUUCAGAAUCAGGAGAUUGUGCUGCUUUUCUUGCAAACUAUGAUACAAAAUCUGCUGCAAGGGUGUUGUUCAAUAACAUGCAUUAUAGCUUGCCUCCUUGGUCCAUCAGUAUCCUUCCUGAUUGCAGAAAUGUGGUCUUUAAUACUGCAAAGGUUGGAGUUCAAACAUCUCAAAUGGAAAUGUUGCCGGCAAAUGAUGAGAUGCUUUCAUGGGAGAGUUAUGAUGAAGAUAUUUCUUCUCUGGAUGACAGUUCAACAUUCACUGCUCUUGGUCUCUUGGAGCAGAUAAAUGUAACAAGGGAUGCUAGUGAUUACCUGUGGUACAUCACUAGUGUUGAUAUUGGUUCGUCAGAAUCCUUUUUACAUGGAGGGAAACUUCCCACUCUCAUUGUUCAAUCAGCAGGCCAUGCUGUGCACAUCUUUGUUAAUGGAGAGCUUUCAGGUUCUGCCUUUGGGACAAGGGAGAAUAAGAGGUUUACAUAUACUGGAAAGGUCAAUUUGCGUGCUGGAAAAAACAAAAUUGCAUUGCUGAGUGUUGCUGUUGGAUUGCAAAAUGUGGGUGGACACUUUGAGACAUGGAACACAGGAAUCCUAGGUCCAGUUGCACUGCAUGGACUUGACCAGGGAAAAUGGGAUUUGUCCUGGCAAAAAUGGACAUACCAGGUUGGGUUGAAAGGGGAAGCCAUGAACCUAGUUUCUCCAAAUAGUGUUUCAUCUGUUGGGUGGAUGGAAGCAUCCCUAAUUGCAAAAAGACAGCAACCAUUAACAUGGCAUAAGGCCUAUUUCAAUGCACCUGAUGGGAAUGAACCUUUGGCUUUGGACAUGGAGGGCAUGGGAAAGGGUCAAAUAUGGAUUAAUGGGCAGAGUAUAGGGAGAUACUGGACUGCAUAUGCUACUGGUAAUUGCAACGGAUGCAGUUAUGCAGGAACAUUCCGUCCUUCUAAGUGUCAGCUUGGCUGUGGCCAGCCCACCCAGCGAUGGUACCACAUGCCUCGGUCAUGGUUGAAGCCAACCCAAAAUCUUUUGGUAGUUUUUGAAGAACUUGGAGGAAAUCCCUCUAGAAUUUCUCUUGUGAAGAGAUCAAUGACCAGUGUGUGUGCUGAUGUCUCUGAGUUUCAUCCAACUAUUAAGAAUUGGCAAAUUGAGAGCUAUGGAAGAGCAGAAGAGUUCCAUAGCCCCAAGGUUCACCUUCGGUGUAGUCCGGGCCAAUCCAUUUCUUCCAUUAAAUUUGCAAGCUUUGGAACUCCUUUGGGAACUUGCGGAAGUUACCAGCAAGGACCUUGCCACGCUCCCGCGUCAUACAAUAUCGUUGAGAAGAAAUGCAUAGGGAAGCAGAGAUGUACAAUCACCAUAUCCAACAGUAACUUUGGCCAAGAUCCAUGUCCAAAUGUUUUGAAGCGGUUGUCAGUCGAAGCUGUCUGUGCUCCAACAAAUUGAAGGUGUUAAUAAGAGGAAAAAAAAAAUUGAGAAACUGCUAAUUUAUAUUGCAUCCAGUAAUUUAACUACACAUUACCAGCAAAAGCAGCAAGGAAGCAUAAUAGGGAACUAUAGGAGAAAGCUUUUUAGUUAGAUAGGCGUAUUGCCAUAGUUUUCUAAAGUCAGAAAACCUGUGGCUAGAGGUGUUUGGGUAAAUGGGCUACUGUAAAUUUGUGGUGGUUAGAUAGGUGAGCUGGAAAAUCCCUGGGUUCCUGCAAUUUAGGGCUCAGGUGAAUUUAAAGCCCCAGUCCCCCGGUCUUUUAACUGGAUGUGUGGGUAGUGAGAGAAAAGGUGUUUUUAGUAGUGUGAUUUGAUUUUAUGUUUGUAAUUGCAUCAAGGGGGUAAAAUCAAACCCCAAGUUUGUUCAUUUUGGGAGCGGAUCCUAAUAUGACCAUUGUUUUCUGUGCAGAUUCCUGCUGAAAUUUAAAGAGCUUUCUUUUUA
Molecule: messenger RNA, 3599 nt
Organism: Hevea brasiliensis (rubber tree)
Lineage: Eukaryota; Viridiplantae; Streptophyta; Magnoliopsida; Malpighiales; Euphorbiaceae
Product: beta-galactosidase 3
Exons: 19
Coding region: 584-3118 (844 amino acids)
Biological process (GO): carbohydrate metabolic process
Cellular component (GO): cell wall; vacuole
Molecular function (GO): carbohydrate binding; beta-galactosidase activity
Source: RefSeq, a predicted model, not a curated record